UGAGAGAAAAGCGCUUCCCGAGCGCUCAAUCCUGUCACUGUACAGACAUGAACCGAGCUCAGCGAGCAAUAAUCAAAUCAAUUAUUUUUAUUCUAAGCGAUUAACAGGUUUUUUUUUUUUUCAUUUUCCGCUCAAAGGUGCAACACUAUUCCGUCAUAAUCGUCCUGUCUCUGUUCAGAAAUCGUUCAAUCGGUUGCGCUGGAUCUGUCGUUGCAGAAGAUGUGCGUGGAGAGCGAUGGAUGUGAAAUAGAGGGGUGCAGCAGUUCGGAUGUGGUGCACACGCUGUCUGGAAGCAUGAGUCCCACUCUUAAAUCCAGUACAGAUCUGCAUCCCUGCAAACCUGGGCAAAAAUUCCGUGCCGCAUUACUCCGAUGCCGGACUCCGCUUGUUGCCGCCGGGAUUCUGAGUUUUGGAAAUGUGCUCAAUUACAUGGACAGAUACACCGUAGCAGGUGUCCUUCUUGACAUACAGAAACACUUCGAUGUUGGUGACAGCGGAGCAGGCUUGUUGCAAACAGUCUUCAUCUGCAGUUUCAUGGUGGCCGCACCCAUUUUCGGUUACCUGGGGGACCGUUUCAACAGAAAGAUCAUUCUGAGCAGUGGAAUUUUCUUCUGGUCCUUUGUGACACUGCUAAGCUCCUUUAUUACCAAAGAUUAUUAUUGGUUGUUAGUGCUGUCCAGAUGUUUGGUGGGAAUUGGUGAAUCGAGCUACUCAUCCAUCUCUCCAACCAUCAUUGGAGACCUGUUCACAAACAACAGAAGGACCAUGAUGCUCUCUGUCUUCUACCUGGCCAUCCCACUAGGAAGCGGUCUUGGAUACAUCCUGGGAUCCAUUGCUAAAGACGCUGGAGGGGAUUGGUACUGGGCACUGAGGGUUUCUCCAAUGUUAGGUUUGACUGCUGGGUUCCUCAUCCUCAUCUUUAUCCCUGAGCCGAAGAGAGGGAGUGCUGACCAGCUCACUGGACGGAUAAAGACACGCACUUCCUGGCUCUGUGACAUGAAAGCUCUUGCCAAAAACCGUAGUUAUGUAUUCUCUUCUCUGGCAUCGGCCGCAGUGUCAUUUGCCACGGGGGCGUUUGGGAUCUGGAUCCCGCAGUACCUAGUCAGAGCUCAGGUGGUGCAGAAGACAGCAGUGAGCUGCACCUAUCAACCCUGCAGCAGUAAAGACAGUUUGAUAUUUGGGGCCAUCACCUGCGUGACUGGGCUGUUGGGAGUAGUGAUCGGCGCUGUGACCACACGGCUCUGUCGUCAGAAGACGGAGCGUGCUGACCCGCUGGUGUGUGCGGUCAGCAUGUUGGGCUCUGCUAUCUUCAUCUGCCUAAUCUUUGUUGUGGCCAAGAAAAGCAUUGUGGGAGCAUAUAUCUGCAUUUUCAUCGGAGAGACGCUGCUCUUUUUGAACUGGGCCAUUACAGCGGACAUUUUAAUGUAUGUUGUCAUACCGACCAGAAGAGCCACUGCUGUUGCCUUCCAGGGUUUCACGUCACAUUUACUAGGGGAUGCUGGGAGCCCGUACCUCAUUGGCCUGAUAUCAGACUCCCUGCAGCAGAGCUACGCUACGUCAGCUUUAUGGCAGUUCCUGAGCUUGGGAUAUGCCCUCAUGCUCUGUCCAUUUGUCAUCGUUCUGGGGGGGAUUUUCUUCCUCGCCACCGCCCUGUUCUUCCUCGACGAUCGUGACAAAGCCGAGAAACACAGAGUAAACCAGCUUUCCCGGCCGCCGUCCACAGUUAAGGUUACCAAAUGAGAAUCCGCUGCUGCAAUGAAGAAAAAGUGGAAUGAAAAUAUGGGAAGGUGGAGGGAAAAACAGAAGGAAUAAAACUUGCAGCUAACUUUC
Molecule: messenger RNA, 1830 nt
Organism: Rhinichthys klamathensis goyatoka
Lineage: Eukaryota; Metazoa; Chordata; Actinopteri; Cypriniformes; Leuciscidae
Gene: spns2
Product: SPNS lysolipid transporter 2, sphingosine-1-phosphate
Exons: 13
Coding region: 220-1740 (506 amino acids)
Biological process (GO): lipid transport; sphingosine-1-phosphate receptor signaling pathway; transmembrane transport
Cellular component (GO): membrane
Molecular function (GO): transmembrane transporter activity; sphingolipid intramembrane carrier activity
Source: RefSeq, a predicted model, not a curated record